AUGAAGUGGAUUCCAUUAGAGCUAGAUCGAUCAAGAGAGAUAAGUGAACAGGUCGAUACUGUGAUCAACACAUACACAACCCUUCAGCGGCAGUUGACACAGCGGAGGGCAUCUAACCCGCCCCAAGUUGAAAAGGCACUUGCUGUUCUUCGGCGUUCCUUUGCAGAUCGUAUGGAAGAGAUGGCAAUAUUUUAUCAGCAGAAUGAUCUUGAUCCUCGAAGUGGUGAGAUAGAAGCGGGACGGCUUAAGAUAAAGCGAUUUUUACACUCCCUAGAGACAUCUGAUGUAUCGAGAGAAGUAGAAGAAAAUGCUUCUGCAAUUUUACACUCUAGUGACAAGAAGAAGAAUGUUGACGUGUACAAUACCGGGAUUGAAACUAUACGACGAAAUUUAUUAGAAAGAGAGAAAACCAAUAAUGAAACCACAGUAACCAUACGAGUUAUUCUCACAGAGGCAGAGUACAAUGAAAUCCUUGCCCGGCGUGAAGCUAUUCGCCAAUUAAAACUUAACACCGUACUGUACAAUCAUUGA
This is a messenger RNA of Trypanosoma theileri, 531 nucleotides long. RefSeq lists its product as uncharacterized. Lineage: Eukaryota; Euglenozoa; Kinetoplastea; Trypanosomatida; Trypanosomatidae. The record is from RefSeq and is a predicted model, not a curated record. The transcript has a single exon. Bases 1 to 531 code for a protein of 176 amino acids.